CGCUCGGAUCCCAGAUUCAAAUGAAAGUAUCCACAAAAUCAGCGAGACAAUCUGCAUUUUCCUUCAUUUUUCUCGGAAAAUUUAGUGAAAUCUUGGGAGAAAAGCUGUAGGGAUUCAUAAUUGAGAGAAAAUGGAUUCUCCUGAAGGAGAUCGGAUUCCCGUGUCAGCAUCGACUGCUUCAUCUCCCGCCGUACAAGAGUCACCUUUCUUUAGCUUUGCUAGUAGCCUCUCUCCAAUUAAAUCCGUUAAGGCAGCACGGUAUACAACGAGGUUUUCUGAAACUAGUUUCCCAAGCACACCAUCAGUGUUUAAAUCACCUCAUCCAGACCUGCAGCGAGAAACCACUUUUCUGAAAAGAGAUGAGACGUUCUCUUUACCUUCUGAAACAGAAAAUGAAAUAAGUUUACAUACUUAUGGACAAGUUGAUCCACAGUUAAAUUCAGGGUUGAUACCAUGCUCUCAAAAGGAGGUCCAGUCUGGCAGUCCUUCAGGAUGUGUUGAUCAAUACCUGACUGAUCCUGCAGAGGUGGAAAUUAAGGAUGAUGCAAAAGGAUGUGUGAAACCUACUGCUGCUGAUUCAUCUCAGCUAUUGCAGAGAGUUUUUACUGGAUCUGAAGUUACCACUGAAAAAGAUAAUGCUGACGGCAGCAAUGCAGUGGUUCGAGCACAGACAUUGCCUGAUCUUGCAGAAAAGAACUGGCCUUCAGAGUCACUGAAUUUAAUUCAGACCUCUGAUGAAAAGGCUCAUGAUGAAACGUAUGAUGAAUACCUGGAGUUUAUGUCAAAAAGAGCUGAGGAUCAUGCUGAGUCUAAUAUGCUUUUAGAACAUCUGGGGGAGGAUCUGAAUGCAGGUGGUCAACAUAGUGAAUGUGAUGAUAGUUGUCCGCAUAAAAGCCAAACAGAAAGUUGUAGACCAAUAUCAGAAGGAUUUGCUGAGGUUGCUCAUAGCCAACGUGGAAUACGUAGACAUCUUCAAUUUGAAGCAGAAAGAGCCUCCUGUAGUUCUGCUACUCUUAAUCAAAAUAGUUCUUCAAAUAUGGAGAUUUCAGUACCUUACAAUAUUCAACCCCAAGGUAGUGGACAGGCAAUCAGCUGCACCAAGACUGUUGCCUUUCAGAUGCCUUUCUUUCCAUCAGACAAAGAUAAGUCCACUGAACAUGGUGGAAACAUGGUCAUCUCUGCUCCUAUUCAAUCUGGUAUUGGUUUGCAUUUGAAUUCCAUUGGAAGAUCUGUGUCUGUGGAUUCUGAUAUAACUGUAAGCAAGAAAUUGGGCUCUUAUUCAAGUUCACUCGAGGAAAAGCUAGUGCCUGGGAGGAGCCAUAACUUUGCAGAGGACUUAAGUGUGAUCUCAGUGCCAACAAUUAAAGAAAUUCUUGAUACUGGGAACUAUAACCAUCAGGAAGCUCAAGCUUUUGUUGCUUCCACUGAAGGUCUUCUACCUGACAAUAUGGCAUCAUUUCAUUCUCUGCCUUUAUCAUGUUUAGAUCAGCAGGCUCCUCUAUGUGAGGAGAAAAUGACUGGUCCACAAGAUGCUGACAAAUUUGAGGAGCCAGGCCAAAAUAGCCCCAAAAGGAAUAGGAAGAGGGCAAAAAGUACCAGUGAGACUGAAGGUUGCAAACGUUGCAAUUGCAAGAGAUCCCGGUGCUUGAAACUUUACUGCGAGUGCUUUGCUGCUGGAGUUUACUGCAUAGAUUCCUGUGCAUGUGAGAACUGUUUUAAUAAGCCUGAAUAUGUGGACAAAGUUCUUGAAACACGAGAACAAAUUGAAUUGCGUAAUCCUCUUGCAUUUGCUCCAAAGAUUGUAAAACAUGCCAAUGAUUCUCCAGCAUAUGCUGUGGAAGAAGGAAACCGGACAACUCCAUCCUCAGCCCGGCACAAAAGAGGAUGCAAUUGCAAGAAGUCAAAGUGCCUCAAAAAGUACUGUGAAUGCUAUCAGUCAAAAGUUGGAUGCUCUGAUGGAUGCCGGUGUGAGGGUUGUAACAACUCCUUUGGCAAGAAGCCAGAAUCUAAAUUCCCAAAAAUGGAAAGAUGGAAGAACCUAUCACAUGAGAAACAGGAUUCUGCAGAGACUGUGAAUGAUGGCAUCAAAACUAGGACCAGAAAUCAGUUUUCACCAAUAUGGGAAGGACUAGCUGAUGUAAGUCACAUCACGCCUAGCCUCCAGUUGAAAGAUCGCCUUCAUGAGCACUCCUCACCAUUUGUGAGCAAGGCUUCACAUGAAGUGGGUUCUGGCAGUAGUGAUAUGGCGGGCAUUGAUACACCUGACUUGCUUAAGGACAAUUCUUCACCCACCGAGGGAUUUCAAGCUAGCUCACCAAAACAGAAACGAGUAUCUCCUCCACAACAUGGGUCACAGAGGUUAAGUUCAGGCACUACACAAGGUUUGAGAAGUGGCCGCAAAUUUAUUUUGCAAGCUGUUCCUUCUUUCCCUCCUCUGACCCCAUAUAGUAACACCAAGAUCAAAAUUAAUCAAAGUGAUAAUCAAGAUAGUGUUCAUCAUGAUCAAUGAUCUGGGUUUACUUUGAAAUCGCUUCAUUAGUUUGAAGGAGGCACUGUGUAUUGUCAACUAUCUCCGUUGCCAACAUAGGUUGCUGCUUCUAGGCCAUUUUCUUUGUAGCUUGUGAGGUUUGGUAACGUUGCAAGUAGCCAGUGACAUGUCAAAUGUAAUCAAUGUUUGUGAAAAUGGAUAUAUAAUUAGAAACCAGUAUUACUGUUUUCUUGUCAUCCUGAUCCUGUACUACCCUUAGACAAGUGCUGUUUUGGUUGUUAAUAAUAAUACCGCUCUUUU
Messenger RNA from Rubroshorea leprosula, 2788 nucleotides. Lineage: Eukaryota; Viridiplantae; Streptophyta; Magnoliopsida; Malvales; Dipterocarpaceae. The record is from the annotation of a GenBank genome assembly.